CUAUAGAAAUCAGUGCUUGCUUGCACCUGUCUUAGAAACCAUCCCCCACUUUUCCUGGAUUAUGUUUUCUUUUCUUUAUGUCCCUUGAAUUAAUCUUGUUUUCAUUUUUCGAGCUUCGUGAAUUCGGCCGGUUUGUCUUCAGUUCUUGUUGAUUCUUUAAUGAAAUUCGACCUGAAUUCAUGGGAGUUCAAAGCACUAGAUUUCCACGUCUGUUCGUGUAAUCUCUUCUGUCUGGCGGUUUCCUUUUUAUAUAUAUAUAUAUAUAUAUAUAUAUAUAUAUAUACUCCAUAAGAAGUUUAUUAGUUGAGAGUUUUUGAGGUGUCUUUCAAGAAAGAAGAUGGAAAGUGGUUUUCAGUUAGGCUGGAGGAGUAGCUUCUUGCAUGGGCUAGAAAAUGUAGAGGAAGAUCGAGAGCUGAAAGUGGCGUCAUCGUUGCCUGCAAUCCCUCAACCACAAACACCACAGGAGCCUAUAGAAUACUUGUCCAGGUCAUGGAGCCUUUCUGCUUCAGAAAUUUCCAAGGCUCUAGCUGAAAAGCAGAAACAUCUUUUCCUCGACAAGAAUCCCAACACUUUUCCAGAAUCAGCAGUUGAUGUUCCAGAACUAGCAGUGAAGGUAACAAACUCUGUGAAUGGUCGGAGAACAGCGUCUUUUGGAAAAUGGUUCCACCACAAAGAGUCAAGUCCUUGCACACUGAAGAAGAAAGACAGGGCACGUGUAGAAAAUGCACAUAUGCAUUCUGCUGUCUCAGUGGCUGGACUAGCAUCAGCCUUGGCUGCCGUUGCUGCAGCAGAGAACUCCAGUGGCUCUGAAACAAAAAUGAGCAUGGCUCUGGCAUCUGCUACACAACUCUUGGCAUCACACUGCAUUGAAUUGGCUGAAAUUGCUGGGGCUGAUCAUGAUUCUGUGGCUUCUGUUGCCAGAUCGGCGGUUGAUAUUCGAAGUCCGGGUGAUCUAACGACUCUCAUUGCUGCAGCUGCAACAGCUUUGCGAGGAGAAGCAGUUUUUAAAGCAAGAUUGCCAAAAGAAGCAAAGAAGAAUGCAUCUAUAAGUCCCUGUGAUAGAGGUAUGACAGGAUCAGGGAACAACUGGGCUGCUGCUUUCCGUAGUCAAAUGGAGGAACAAAGUCCUCCUUUUGUUGGGGAAUUAUUGCAAGUUACACAAAAAGGAGUUUUACAAUGGAAGCAUGUCUCUAUCUACAUCAACAAGAAAUCACAGGUCAUAAUUAAGCUCAAAAGAAAACACGUUGGAGGAGCCUUCUCCAAGAAGAAUAAAUGUAUUGUUUAUGGAGUUUGUGAUGAGAGUGCUGCAUGGCCAUACAGAAAAGAAAGGGAAAUUUCAGAGGAGGCCUAUUUCGGCCUCAAAACUGGACAAGGUCUUCUAGAGUUCAAGUGCAAGAACAAGAUCCAUAAGCAGAGAUGGGUUGAUGAAAUUCAUAAUCUUCUAAGUCAAGUUAGCUGCAUUGAAGAAACCGAACAUUCUCUGGGAUUCAUAAGUAUUAGUAAAUAGUAUAUG
Corylus avellana is the source of this 1513-nucleotide messenger RNA. Its product is annotated as VAN3-binding protein. Gene Ontology annotation, biological process: auxin-activated signaling pathway; leaf vascular tissue pattern formation; phloem or xylem histogenesis. The record is from RefSeq and is a predicted model, not a curated record. NCBI's taxonomy places the organism in Eukaryota, Viridiplantae, Streptophyta, Magnoliopsida, Fagales, Betulaceae.